Lathyrus sativus (Indian pea) is the source of this 1533-nucleotide messenger RNA. The record is from the annotation of a GenBank genome assembly. NCBI's taxonomy places the organism in Eukaryota, Viridiplantae, Streptophyta, Magnoliopsida, Fabales, Fabaceae.
AUGGCAACUCGAAAAUCCAAAUCGGUCUUCGAUAUCGUCAAAUCAAGGGAGCUCACUUCCUUCCAAGUUCGAAAACGACCUUACAUGGAUGGAUGGACUGACGCGUUUUACGAAAUCGGAGCUAUAGCUACUCAGCAUGAUUCUGAAGACAUUAUUCCCCUUGCUCUCUCUUACGCCAAGACUACAAAAUAUUCUCACAUUCUUGCUUUAUCUAAUGAGGAAGGGUUUAUUAGCUUGUUUGAUACUAGUCGCAAAUUUCCCGUGCCUACGUGCUAUGAAAGAAAUGCAGAGCAAUCAAGGAUUUGUGAAUGGAGUUCGCAUAAUAAUGCAGUUUUUGAUGUCAAUUGGAUUAAGGAUGAUACACAGAUCCUCACUGCUUCUGGUGAUCAAACGGUUAAAGUAUGGGAUGUUCAAGAACAGAAGUGUCUUGUAGUGUUAGCAGGGCAUUUGGGGAGUGUGAAAUCUAUUUAUUCUCAUCCAACUAAUGCUGAUAUUCUUGUCUCCGGUUCAAGAGAUGGAUCCUUCCGUCUAUGGGACUUAAGAUGUAACUCCAUUGCAAAGAAUAGACAUGGAGAAGGUAGCAUAUGUUCAAUUGCUGAUGUCAAAGGAGCACAUGAUCCAUCUCAAGCACAACGAGUAAGGAGGUGCAAAUCUAAGGGAGCUUCCAUGAGUAUUACGUCUGUUCUUUGGCUCAAGGAUCAAGUUUCCAUAGCCACUUCUGGUGCGGCGGAUAGUGUGCUUAAGUUUUGGGAUACCAGAAAUUUAAGAAGUACUGUCACUCAGACAUGUCCUCAACCGUGUUCAACAGGAAAGCAAAGAUUACAUGGUAUAUCUAGCUUGUCCCAAGAUGACAGUGGAGUUUUACUCUCAGCUUCAUGCAUGGAUAGCCGAGUUUAUCUAUAUGAUGUACUUCAACUUGAAAAAGGGCCAAUAAGAUAUUUUGAAGGAGGUCGCAUAGAUUCAUUUUUUGUAAAGGCUGCAAUUAGCCCUGAUGCAUCAAACAUAGUCUGUGGUUCCAGUAAUGGAAAAGCAUAUGUUUGGCAGGUUAACAAGCCUCAAGUGGAUCCCACUAUUUUGAAGAGUCACGAUGAGGAGGUUACUGCAGUCGACUGGAGCCGCUCUGACAUUGGAAAACUAGCAACUGCUUCUGAUGAUUUCACAAUCCGGAUAUGGAAUAAGCGCAAUUAUUGUACCACACAAAAGAUUCCAUUUGCCAUCCGAAGAAGAAUUAUGGCCAUGCCUAAGGUAGAGUGCAAAAUGCUCUUGAACAAUGAAGAAAUUUUCCCCAAGUUCAUUGACGAUGGCCUGUUAUCUGAUGUAGCUCUCCACAACCCAAUAAAGUUAGCCACGCCUACCACCCCACCUAAAAUCACUACAUCUGAAAGCCAAAAAAACCAACUUUCAUCAGAAUUUGAUCUAACCAUAUCUCCUAAAAACACUCCAGAAUCUGCUUUGAAGAGUCCUUCAUCUGUAUUGAACCCGCCACCCUCCCUAAAAAGAACCAUCCGAGACUACUUUGCAUCAUCUUCAUGA